Acomys russatus (golden spiny mouse) is the source of this 3518-nucleotide messenger RNA. It is a transcript of the gene Ppp6r2, whose product is annotated as protein phosphatase 6 regulatory subunit 2. Bases 312 to 3164 code for a protein of 950 amino acids. Lineage: Eukaryota; Metazoa; Chordata; Mammalia; Rodentia; Muridae. Gene Ontology annotation, molecular function: protein phosphatase binding; protein phosphatase regulator activity. Gene Ontology annotation, cellular component: cytosol; nucleus. The record is from RefSeq and is a predicted model, not a curated record. The transcript has 24 exons.
GGUCCCGAGCCUCCCGCCGGCUGCGCCCGAGUCCGAAGGCGCUGCGCCGCGGGGCCGGGCCCAUGUGCGUGCGGCCCGUUCCAGGCCGUCCGCACUUCACCUCUGCGAGCGUCCGGGCCUCCCUCGGGCCUCGGAGGAGCCGCCGCGACCCCCAGCCUGCGGGGCAGGUAAGCCAGCCAAAAUUCUUCCCUGAAUGAAAGUAUCUUUUUUUAAAGCUGCAUAUACACAAAAGAAAAACCCAAAUGCUUUUUAUUUUGCCUGAAUACAAGAUUUAAACAAGAUACUGCCAUAGAAGCUUUGUGGUCACCAUCAUGUUCUGGAAAUUUGACUUGAAUACCACAUCCCACGUUGACAAGCUCCUCGACAAGGAACAUGUGACACUGCAGGAGUUAAUGGAUGAAGAUGACAUCCUGCAGGAGUGUAAGGCUCAGAACCAGAAGCUGCUGGACUUCCUGUGCAGGCAGCAGUGCAUGGAGGAGCUGGUGAGCCUCAUCACACAGGACCCCCCCCUGGACAUGGAAGAGAAGGUCCGAUUCAAAUAUCCAAACACAGCCUGUGAGCUUCUGACUUGUGAUGUGCCGCAGAUCAGCGACAGGCUAGGCGAGGAUGAGAGUCUGCUGAACCUUCUGUAUGACUUCCUGGACCAGGAGCCGCCACUCAACCCUCUGCUUGCCAGUUUCUUCAGCAAGACCAUUGGCAAUCUUAUUGCAAGGAAGACUGAACAGGUGAUCAUGUUUUUGAAGAAGAAGGACAAGUUUAUCAGUCUGGUGCUGAAGCACAUAGGCACCUCAGCUCUCAUGGACCUGCUGCUGCGCCUGGUCAGCUGUGUGGAACCAGUUGGUCUUCGACAGGAGGUCCUACACUGGCUUAAUGAAGAGAAAGUCAUCCAGAGACUUGUGGAAUUGGUCCAUCCCCACCAGGAUGAAGAUAGGCAGUCAAAUGCUUCUCAGGCACUCUGUGACAUCAUCAGGCUGGGCAGAGACCAGAGCAGUCAGCUGCAGGAGGCUGUGGAGCCAGACCCCCUCCUCAUAGCAUUGGAGUCGCAGGACUGUGUGGAGCAGCUUCUGAAGAACAUGUUUGUUGGGGAUCAGACGGAAAGCUGCCUGGUCAGUGGGAUGCAGGUGCUGCUUGCCUUGCUGGAGCCAAGGCGUGUUGGAACAGAAGGCGUGGUGGACUCCUUUUCUCAGGGACUGGGAAGACCAUACUCUGUCAGCAGCAGCAUCCUGCAGGGCAUCGAGCCAUGGCUGAAGAAUUUCCAUCAGCUUCUGCUCAACCCGCCAAAGAAAAAAGCAAUCCUGACCACUAUUGGUGUGCUAGAGGAGCCUCUGGGAAAUGCUCGUCUUCAUGGUGCACGCCUUAUGGCUGCACUGCUGCACACAAACACGCCCAGCAUCAACCAGGAACUCUGCCGGCUCAACACCAUGGACUUACUGCUGGACUUGUUUUUUAAGUACACCUGGAAUAACUUUUUGCACUUCCAAGUGGAGCUAUGCAUAGCCGCUAUUCUCUCCCAUGCUGCUCGGGAGGAGCAGGCCGAAGCUAGUGGAUCGGAUGGCAAGGUGGAGCCUCUGCAGGGGAGUAGAGAUGGGAGUGGGAAGCUGGAGACGCCCCCAACCAUCACCAGCCUUCCUGAGAACACGAUGGUGACCCAUCUGUUCCAGAAGUGUUGCCUGGUACAGAGGAUCCUGGAAGCCUGGGAAGCCAACGACCACACACAGGCAGCAGGUGGCAUGAGACGUGGGAAUAUGGGCCACCUCACAAGGAUCGCCAAUGCAGUCGUGCAGAACCUGGAGCAGGGCCCGGUGCAGACGCACAUCAGUGAAGUCAUCCAAGGGCUCCCUGCAGAUUGCCGUGGGCGCUGGGAGAGCUUUGUUGAAGAGACGCUGAUGGAGACCAACCGCAGGAACACUGUGGACCUGGUGAGCACUCACCACCUUCACUCCUCAAGUGAGGACGAGGACAUUGAGGGUACUUUCCCUAACGAGAUGUCCCUUCAGCAGGCCUUCUCUGAAUACCAGAUCCAACAGAUGACAGCCAAUUUUGUGGAUCAGUUUGGCUUCAAUGAUGAAGAAUUUGCAGACCAGGAUGACAACAUCAAUGCCCCAUUUGACCGGAUUGCAGAGAUCAACUUCAACAUUGAAGCCGAUGAGGACAGUCCCAAUGCAGCUCUGUUUGAGGCCUGCUGCAGUGAUCGAAUCCAGCCCUUCGAUGAUGAUGAAGAGGAGGACAUUUGGGAGGAUGAGGAGACUCGAUCCACGGCCCGGGUGAUGGCCAGAGCCAGGUUUGGAGCCCCUCAUGUCUCAGAAAAUUACUCAAAGAAUGCCUUGGAGCAUGGAGGCCAGGACAGGAAGGCUGGCUCCUCAGCAGCUAGGAAUGUGCCUGGACUGGCCACUCCUUCAUCCCCUACACAGAAAGAAGGUCCUCGCUCAGAGAGUGAUUCAGCAGGUACUACAUGGACAGCAGUUUUUGAUGAGCCAGUGAACCCGAUGUCUGCAGCCCCAGGAGCUGCAAGGGAUGUGGGUUCUAGUGUUUGGGCAGCUGGUCCCUCAGCUCCAGAGGAGAAAGGCUGGGCCAAAUUCACCGACUUCCAGCCUUUCUGCUGCUCUGAGUCAGGGCCCCGGUGCAGUUCUCCUGUGGAUAUGGACCAUAGCCAUGCUGAGGGUGGCCAGAGUCCAGGCCCAGAGAAAGCCUUUGGCCCUACCUCGCCUUGUGCCUGGAACGUGUGUGUCACUAGGAAGGCCCCACUGGUAGCAUCUGACAGCAGCUCCUCGGGGGGAUCUGACAGUGAAGAUGAUGAGAAGGCAGCGGGCACUGUGGAAGCUGUGUGCACAGGUCAUGGUGGAAAGGCCUCCCCACUACCCAGGACAGAGGAGGCUGCUGCUGGCAGGGCUGAGUGUACUAACAGCACCGUGUUAGCCCCUGCCUGCUCUGCAUCUUUAGAAGUGACCGUCGGUCCUGCUGUGGCCACCACAGCACCAAGCAAGACAGGCCCUCCCACAGCCACCAUAGUCGUCUCUUCCUCAGUGGCUGUUGCAGUCCCCCCAGGGCCAAUCAUGGCAGUAACCACAACAGCCCCAGCCAUAGUUGCCACCCUGGGGACAAUGACAAAGGACAGGAAGACAGAAACCCUGCCAGAAGGAGCUGCCUUAAAUGGUCCUGUGUAACUGCUGCCACCCAGCUAUGGCCUGCCCCGGUCAGGCUGCUUCCUUAAUCAAGAAAACUACCUGGUGAUGCAAAUAUUUUUUUGUUUUGUUUUUUUAAUUUAAGUUUAAAAUAAAUGCUGCAUUUGGUAAAGCUGGCAGUGGAACCAGUUGGAUGACCCAACUCAUGUCUCUCCUGCCUGCCCUUGGUCCCGUUGGAAGACAGGACGCACCUGGCCACUCCCAGGUCCAGGUUUUGGUAUGGCAGUGAGGUCCCUGGUAUGAAGUUUGCACCUGCAGGAUUGGGGAGGGAACAAGAAAGACCCUGAGGUGCCAGCACUAUCAGAUGGGCAGGAAAGGUGAGCUCUCCCAGCUCUG